Messenger RNA from Raphanus sativus (radish), 2082 nucleotides. Its product is annotated as outer envelope protein 61. Gene Ontology annotation, molecular function: protein binding. NCBI's taxonomy places the organism in Eukaryota, Viridiplantae, Streptophyta, Magnoliopsida, Brassicales, Brassicaceae. The record is from RefSeq and is a predicted model, not a curated record. The transcript is spliced from 10 exons. The coding region runs from base 178 to 1830 and encodes 550 amino acids.
AUAAAGCAGCUCGAGGCAUAUUCCGGUCGGUCAAUAUGAAGAGGUGGAGGUGGUGGAUUUGCGAUUGCAUUACUUACUAUUAAUUAUAGAAACCCAAUUCUCUCUCUCUCUCUCUCUCUCUCAAAUUGCAAGGUUGAAACCGAUCUGAUCCAAGGAACCGCAUCGAAGAAGAAGAAGAUGUUUAACGGGAUGAUGGAUCCUGAGAUGAUUCGUCUCGCUCAAGAUCAGAUGAGUCGUAUGACCCCUGCUGAUUUCGCCAGAAUCCAACAACAGAUGAUGUCGAAUCCGGAUUUGAUGAAGAUGGCAACGGAGAGUAUGCAGAACAUGAGGCCUGAAGAUUUGAAACAAGCGGCUGAACAGCUCAAGCACACUCGUCCUGAGGAUAUGGCUCAGAUCGGCGAGAAGAUGGCCAAUGCUUCCCCUGAAGAGAUUGCUGCUAUGCGUUCCCAAGCUGAUGCUCACUUCACUUAUCAGAUCAACGCUGCUCAGAUGCUCAAAAAACAGGGGAAUGAGCUUCAUAGCGGAGGAAAUUUCAGUGAUGCUGCAGAGAAAUAUCUGCGUGCGAAGAACAAUCUGAAGGACAUUCCAUCCUCUAAAGGUGGAGCACUCUUGCUGGCUUGUUCCCUCAAUCUCAUGUCAUGUUAUUUGAGGACCAAUCAGUAUCAAGAGUGCAUCAAGGAAGGUUCAGAGGUUCUGGCAUAUGAUGCAACAAAUGUCAAAGCCCUUUACAGAAGGGGUCAAGCUUACAGAGAUCUUGGCCUCUUUCAAGAUGCCGUCUCCGAUCUAAGCAAGGCCCAUGAAGUUUCCCCUGAAGAUGAGACCAUUGCCGAUGUGCUAAGAGAUGUUAAGGAAAAAAGGGCGGUUGAGGGACCUGGCAAGGCAUCAGCAAGAGGAGGUGUGGUGAUUGAAGAGAUAACUGAAGAGAACAAUGUUACUUGUGGAGAAAGCAAAAAACCGAUUAAAGAGGUUACCGAGACCCAACGAGAAAGCAACGGUGGUGGUGGUCUAAAGACCGAUCUUGAUGGAUUGCAAGCUCUCAGAGACGACCCCGAAGCAAUCAGAACGUUCCAGAACUUCAUAUCAAAAACCGAUCCCGACACACUCGCUGCUCUGAGCGGAGGAGGAGACAUGUCGCCAGACAUGUUCAAAACCGCCUCCAGCAUGAUAGGCAAAAUGUCACCCGAAGAGAUUCAGAAAAUGGUCCAAACAGCCUCAUCUUUCAAAGGAGACAACAACCCUGGAGAAAACGGGUUUGCACCAACACCAGACAUGCUUAAACUUGCGUCCGAUAUGAUGAGUAAGAUGUCGCCAGAAGAGCGGGAGAGGAUGUUUAACAUGGCGUCGUCUAUGAAAGCAAACGCUCCUCCACCAGUUUCGACGUCGUACAGCGAUGCGCAAGGGUCUGAACCACCACGGGUUGUAGGAGAGUCUAGUUCCACCUUCGUGGCUCCAAGAAGCAGUAUGCCUUCUGCUCCUCCACCACCUGGUGACUUGCAGGAACAGAUGAGAAACCAAAUGAAAGAUCCAGCGAUGCGACAGAUGUUCACGUCAAUGAUAAAGAACAUGAAUCCGGAGAUGAUGGCAAGCAUGAGUGAACAGUUUGGAAUGAAGAUGACACAAGAAGAUGCUGCAAAAGCUCAGGAAGCCAUGGCUUCUCUUUCUCCUGAAGCUUUGGAGAAAAUGAUGAGAUGGGCGGAUAGGGCACAAACGGGGAUAGAGAAAGCGAAGAAAGCAAAGAAGUGGUUGCUAGGGAAAGGAGGGUUGAUCUUUGCGAUAUGCAUGCUCCUUUUAGCAAUCAUCCUUCAUCGUCUGGGCUAUAUUGGAAGGUAGAAAAAAAGAAAAAAGUAACAAUACUUGAACCACUACGUCAAGAUCAUCAGUCUUUUGGUUUUCGGGGUUCGUAGUUUGCAACACUGUAACAUGGACUCUUCUCUCUCUCGGCUUUGUAACCCACCCACGCCACCUUUUUGUCUAGAUUUCUUUCCAUCAUGUUUUUUUUCUUAUGACUUUAUAAUGUUAAAAAAGAAAAGAAUACGUUAAACUCUUAUUAAGAUGGAACUAAUCAAAACCGUUACCUCUGAA